Messenger RNA from Lineus longissimus, 2123 nucleotides. RefSeq lists its product as uncharacterized. The transcript has 8 exons. The coding region runs from base 291 to 1307 and encodes 338 amino acids. Lineage: Eukaryota; Metazoa; Nemertea; Pilidiophora; Heteronemertea; Lineidae. The record is from RefSeq and is a predicted model, not a curated record.
AACAUCACAGGUAAUCACACUACUGACAACUUGUCCAAGUGUGGUCCGCCUUUUGAGUUGGUUGUUCACAUGCCCGAUGUGCAGUAGCCAGACGUAUUGAAUUUUGUCAUAAAUGGCGCCCCAUACAUUAUGCAAUCUUUUAUGAAAGCCACAAACUUCACAAGAUCGGCAUAUUCCUUCCAUACUAGCCCCAUAUAUCGCACUCUACGGCUUCUAAUAUAUAACGUUAUCAUAACAGAUAUCAAAACUAACAAAAAGAUGGCUCUCCCGAUCAGACGGAUGAAACAAAGAUGCCAACAGAUGGCAGCCCUGAGGAGAAGGGGGACAAACUAAUCAAAGACAAGCCAAACAGGAAAGAGUCGCUAUUGUCGAAUAGAGCGAACAAACCUCAAUUAACCCCUGAAGAGCAGGAGCUGGCAUAUGAGCUGAAAGCCCAAAUGAUGCGUACCAUCGAAGUUCAGAACACCAAGUUAAAAACAGAGUUAGCUCUCCAUGACAAGAUGCAAGAAUUGCGGGUAACGACACCUUCGCACAGGAACCGGAUUGAUGAGUGUAAUUUGUCUAGAACAAACCUGGUGAAGCUCAUGCGUUUAUAUGAGAAACGAGCAAAUGAGGCUACCAACAACGUAGUUGAUCUAAAACAAGAACUCCAGAAGAGCCAGUUCAUGACACAAAAAUUUCAGAGCCUCUACGAAAGUGAGAAGAGGAAAAACUCAUCUCCGGGACAAAAGACUUUGUUCUCAAAAGGUGAUGAGCAGAAUGAAAUUAGUCAUACCUGUACAGAUUCUGAAACUGCAUCAACUCAAGGUUCCCGUAUGCGUAGACCAUUUACACCUAUGAUGAGACCGCAGUCAAUGGCUGGAUUCAGAUUUGAUGAUUUUCAACGAAAGAGUGAGUACCUGAUCAUGGAGAAUGAGAACCUCAAGCAGGAAAUCAUACGACUCAAGAAUGACAAUGCCAGAUUGAUUCAACAGACCAAGCAUGCUGAAAGUGAUAGGGCAACUAUGUGUCAUCAGAUAAUCACUCGUGACAUGUCCAGGAAACAACUUGUGAAUAAAUUAGAAAAGGAACGCAAAGAACAUCGUCAACUGAACAAAAGUCUGACAAGGCAAGCAGCAGAUUGGCUGCAGCAGAAAAAGAUGGCUCAACAGUUGGAGGAAGAAAUGCGUUGGAAUCAGGUUGGUCCAGUAGCUGUUCUUGGAGCUGAAGGUCGAACCUAUUCCCACAAAGUAACAAAGAAUGUCUACCAGCCUCACAUGAUGAUGCCUGUCGAGAAAUACGCAGGAACAACAUCCAGCCACUUUUAAUGUUACGUGCACUGUCGUUCAAAUGAACAAAAAGUAAAAAAUUUGAAGACAAUUCAUUGAGUCAAAUUAAUCAAAAGUAGGUGGAUUAAAUGUAUUAGUGACAAUCGAAUAAAAUCAAAAUUUUACGUUGAGAACUUUUUUUGAAAGCGCAUUCCUCAGUCCUAACCAAACAUGUAUAUCAAUUCUAUUGUUGUAGAUCAGAUUUUAUAUAUAUACAUAAUACAUGUACAUGUAUUGUAAUAAUGAUUGCUGGAUGUAUCACUGUACAUGUAGAUGAAUACAUGUAGUAAACUGUGUUUCCAUGCUGCUUACCCUGGUAUAAGCUCUUACAUGUUAGCGUGUGAAAGAAUUCCAACAACCUGGGUCAGUUGCUGAAACAACGAUAGCAGUACUACAUGUACAGUUGUGAUGAUCUCGUGUUUUCUAUCUUGAACUGACAUGACCAGUAACUUUCAGUAUAGAUGCCUACAAUGUACAAUGGGUCUAUGGUAAAGUGUAUACGGUAUUAGAAUUUUUGUGCUAGUUCCAGAAAUGCCAUAAGUAUGCCCAAAUUUAGUUGAAUCUCAACUUUUUUUAACCCUGAGUAUCAAACGUAGUCCUUUGUCUUUCUUGAGAUGUUCCUCUUUCUUGAGAGAAAUGCAAUGAAAGUGAAUUUUUUAGAUUGUUUUUCGCACAUACGUAUGUACGUGUAGUCAUUUUUUCAACUUGUCAAAUGGUUAAUGAUCAAGUAAAAAGUGAUAGGACAGUUUUAUAUAUCAAUAUUUGAUGUUAAGCUUUUGCUGAGUAAAGAUAUCUAUUUUGUUAGUAACCUCUGUC